Messenger RNA from Tetrahymena thermophila SB210, 156 nucleotides. RefSeq lists its product as hypothetical. The coding region runs from base 1 to 156 and encodes 51 amino acids. The record is from RefSeq and is a predicted model, not a curated record. Lineage: Eukaryota; Ciliophora; Oligohymenophorea; Hymenostomatida; Tetrahymenidae. The transcript has a single exon.
AUGACUUCUUACUCACUACCUCACAGAUUGUACAACAGGACUGUUGAAACAGAAAGAUCUCAAAAGAAAAAUUUGAAAAUAGAAUUAUUAAUCAAAAUAACAUGGCAGAUAUUGGAAAAGUUUACAAGUAGAAGUAAUUCUAAGAAGUUUGGAUGA